ACAAGGGGCCCAGUCGAAGGCACAGGUCUCAAGUCCCGGGUCCGAGCUCCUCUGCGUGUGGCCCCCGAUUUGUAUGCGGUUCUUGGCCGCAACACAGUGGAAACCGCAAAUGACAGACACGCCAGAGGAGUGAAAAAUGAAAAUUAUAAACAAAAACGCAGACACCCGACAAGUGCAGAGGCCCAAGAAGGCGGAUUUCGUAAUGGCGCUUAAUGGCAAGCACAAACUGUUUCCCCACCAGCGAAUCCAGAUACCCUAGCCGUCAGAUACCCAGAUACCCAGAUACCCAUACAUAACGUCAUCGCUUGAUUUUCCAUGGGGCGCCAAACGAAGCGUGCAACCGAAAAAGCGAAAAUAGCAGACAAUAGCAGAAACAAAACGAAUAGAGCGCAAUAGAGAUUGCAUUGUACUUCGACGCGUACGGAUAUCUGGAUGCCUGGAUAUCUAGGUGUCUGGAUAUCCAUCCGUGCUGCAUCGAAGGGCCGUCUAUUUAUAGGACGGCUCCUCAGCGGGGGAGGUAGUUGCAUCUGAUAGCCCGGGGAUGGGAAUACGCGUGUACGUUCAGUAGCACUCCGGUCGUAUCCCGCGCUCCACUCCCCAAUCAAAGAUAGUGCAUCCCAUCGGUGACUGCUGUGCAUGUGAUCUAAUAAAAAUACAAAUGUGUUAUCCACUUUUGACAGCAAACUGUUAAUUUCUAAGGCAAAACGCCGUGUGUGCAGUUGGUGGAUAUGCCAGAUACAGAUGACUAUUCAGAUCCAGAUCGGAGAGAAGCCACAAUAAAGCCCGGGCGAGAAAUCGAGCGAUCGGCGAAGCAACAACUAGCACUCAACGCACAUUAACGCAAAUCGCCUCAAAUUAACACUGAACACUAAAAUCAAAAUACAAAGAUACAAAAGUGCGGAUAUAAUACGAUCUACAAGCCAUGAAUUCGAAGCCAACUACCAAGCCGGCCGAAAUUGAGCAGUUUUUGUUGGAUGUCCGCGCCCACUUCCGAGCCUCGCUGGAAACCUCGGAGUACGAGAACACCUCGAACCUAUUCCACGUGACAGCCGCCGAGCAGACCGCCGCACUUCUGGCCCGCUGCGAGAUCCUGCUGGCAGCAGCCAGUUCUGGAUCGGGAUUGGAACUGGGACCGGGACCGGGGUUGGGAUGCGCAGACGAGCAGGCGGCAGUAAACCACCGUUCCAGCCUGGUCGACUGCGUCGACAGCAAGGUGGGCGCGGAGACCGGUCCUGGCGGCUAUCUGGAGAUGCUUGCCUCCCCAUCCCCCUCGAAAAGCUCCCUGUCCGCCUCGCGAGAGUACAUUGAUUUGGGCAGCAGCGGAUCCCUGGAUCGUUGCUCCGUUAAUCAGGCGAUUCCGGGAGCCAAGGACAAGGAGCCACAUCAGCAGCUGUAUGAGAUUUGCCAGGGCCAGGGCACGUGUCAGGACGAGGACGAGGCGCAUCAGGCGAUCACCUUCACCCACGAGCUGUUCAUUGACUGCCCGUACGCAGAUCUGCCCGCUGGCCACUUGUCCCUGCAGAGAUCCACAAAAUACGGCCAGCUGCAGAGGAUUGUUCCAAAGCGGCUGUUCUUCGACCAGACCCGCAAGUGCUACUGUGGCAUCCUGAACGACUGGAUGCUGUGCUAUGCCGACGGGCCGACCGCCUGUCGACCCAGCAGCACCCUCUACUUAAAGAGCUCCUCCAUCGAGAUAGAGCACUUCGGUGAGGGCAAGCGGCGCGAUAUCUGCUUCCAGAUCACCACAGACGACCCCAAUAAGAAGUUCGUGUACCAGGCCAACAACGAAGUCGAUGCCAAAGAGUGGAUACACGCCAUUGAGGCGGCCAUCCGCGGAGAUGCCGGUGCUCAGUCAGCCCUGAAGAGUCCACCGCCCCGGAAACUGCCCACGCCACCGGUUCAGAAGAAAUCCACCUACACAGCAGCGGAUAUCAUCUACGAGGAGCCUUCGCCGGUAUACGGCCUAAUGGACUCGUCCUCCAUGGUUCUCCCAAAGCUGCCGGACAAGAACAACAGUCCCAGCGCCCUUGCCCGGCGUUUCGAGUACGAUGUGCCCAAAUGUCCGGCUCAGCCGCUGCAGGACGCCUCCGCCGGAGUAGCAUCUGUAAGUGGGGAGCUGGAAUCCCUGGGACUUCUCAAUGAGGGAGAUAUUAGGGUGCAACCGCAGCCUUCCAGCUUGCACGGAAACAUAUCGCUGGACUUCCAGGCAAUGGUGAAAACAGUGCACAGCGAGCUCUCCACCCAGUUGUCCAUGGCCGGUCCCAGUCAGGAUCGUCUGAAAAAGGCAUCGAAAAAGAGCUACUCGAACAGUACGGAACCGGAAAUGCUCUCUCCCCUGACCAGCCCCGCCCACACGCCCACCAAGGAUCAGAAGAAACAGCGCAAGUCAACCACCUCACCGCAAUCCAGUCCGGUCAGCAAGGACUGCGACAAGCUGGCUCGAAACUGGUUCCUCAGUCGUCUUAACAAGUCCACCGGAUUGAAAGCGACCAACACGGGCAGUGCGUCACCGAACAGCGCCAAGUGCAAGCAGAGCGAGAAGGAGAACCUGCUGACGGAAGCGGAGCUGGGCGAGGGCUAUGAUGCAAGUCCGGGUGAUCGCGAUCACGGCCUGCCGGGCAGCCCGCCGACGUCGCCGUGCCUGAAGGCGGAUACCAAGAGCAAGGUGAACAUGAUUAUCAACCAGUUUGAGAGCAGCGGUCACUUGUCCACCAUGUUCAGCGUGGAGGCGUUGGCCGCCAACGCACUCGCCUCGCUGACAUCCUUCUGCGAGAGUGAUGGUUGCAACAAUUACGAACCAAUCAUGCCCCUGGCCACGACUCCCAGCAGCUUCCUUAAGAAGGUGUAGACUGCCGCACAUCCGUCAUCUUCUAUUUUACAUCCGACGUCCUGGAGAGCUCGUUCGUCUCUGUAUUGUAGAUUUAAUUCUUAGGCUAGUGAAAACCACUCUCCGGAUGUCACUUAACUUUGACAUAAAAUUUUAAUAUCAAAACAAUGGUUGUUAACGUACGUAAAA
This is a messenger RNA of Drosophila erecta, 3016 nucleotides long. RefSeq lists its product as uncharacterized. The transcript has 3 exons. The coding region runs from base 923 to 2848 and encodes 641 amino acids. The record is from RefSeq and is a predicted model, not a curated record. Lineage: Eukaryota; Metazoa; Arthropoda; Insecta; Diptera; Drosophilidae.